This is a messenger RNA of Brassica oleracea var. oleracea, 1785 nucleotides long. RefSeq lists its product as uncharacterized. Lineage: Eukaryota; Viridiplantae; Streptophyta; Magnoliopsida; Brassicales; Brassicaceae. Bases 1 to 1785 code for a protein of 594 amino acids. The transcript has 4 exons. The record is from RefSeq and is a predicted model, not a curated record.
AUGGGUGAUCACGACAAUCAGGAUGACAUCACUGCUGCACUGGCAAUCAUUCAACAACAAAUGCAGACUCAGCAACAACAGAUGUUGCAGAUCCAGCAGACCAUCCAGAAUCAGCAACAAGCUGCUCAAGAAGUAGCUGAGAACGCCACUCUGGUACAGAAGAGCACGUUCAGCGGUCUCACUACUGACAUCCCGAUGGACAACAUCGAAGCCUUUGAGAGAAUAUGCAAUUUCUCUCGCUCUAACGGAGUGCCACCAGACUAUGUCAAAUGCACGCUGUUCCCAUUCUCUCUUGAAGGGAAAGCUUCUCGCUGGCUCCAAUCUCUGCCAACCGGCUCUCUUACCUCAUGGUACCAGGUCCGAUCAGCGUUCUUGAGCCACUUCUACACGAAGUCUAAAACCGCGGCUCUACGGCACAUGAUCUCCAAUUUCAAGCAGAAGUCUGAUGAACCUUUUCAUGAAGCUUGGGAGAGGUACAAGGAGUACCAGAGAGAGUGCCCGCACCAUGGGUUUGACGAUGACUAUAUAUUGGAGGUGUUCUAUGAUGGAGUGAGCUAUGAGUUUCGAAACACCCUUGAUUCUUCGAGUAAUAGAUAUUUCAUGACUCAAACCACACCUGAUGAUCUCACUGCAAAGGUGGACCAACUGCUUAAGGGAAACCAAAGCCAAGUGUUCAUAAUGGAAGAAGCAGCUCUUGAGAAGAGUGCCGGUGACCUGGCGUUUGAUGCUGAAAUAUCAGGAGACGAUCAACAAGAGAUUAACCAAGGUCAGUAUGCCGGGUAUCAAAACAACUACCAACCCCGGAUAUAUGUUAUAAGCCAACUGCAAAACAAUCCACCUCAGAUGCAGAAACACCAGAAUACUCAGCCAGCUACCUCCGCUCCUGUCGCUGUUCCGCAAGAUGAGGUAAAAGCUAUGUUGCAGCAGCUGCUCCAAGGACAACAACUCCAAGGGAAGGCUCUAAACCAUGUUACUACCGAGAUCAAUACCAUAAUGAACCAUAUGUUCAACGAAUUGAGCACCAAGUACGAUAAUAUCGCGAGCCAUAUGAGACAGAUGGACAUUCAGAUUGCUCAGACUGCUGAGAGCGUCAAGAGGCAACAAAGUACUCUACCUGGGAAAACUGACAAAACCCCUAAGGAGUGCAAUGCGGUUGAGUUGAGAAGUGGAAAGCAACUGUCGGAACCGGUAAAUAAGAGGUUCACUGCGGCUGAGAAUGGGAAGCAGAAAGAGUCGGAACAACCACCAGCCGAUACCCCGACAGCUGAGAAGGAGAGGGAACCAACAGUUGGAACCAAUUCGCCAGGACCAGAACAACCAGCUGAGGCUGUCCGCCCGAUCCCAGAGCCUGUCCCUGCUCGCGAAUACACUCCUAAUGUCCCUUACCCUAUUCCAGCAAAGGCUACUCGUAAGGACCGAGAGGAGAUGAAGUGCAAAAAGAUGCUGGAGGACCUAACCGUCCGACUCCCCUUGAUGGAUGCGAUCCAGAUGAUGUCCUCCAUGCGCAGCUUUAUGAAGGGAUUGAGCUCAGGAAAAAUAUCAGAGGAGAGCGAAUUCAUGACUGUCUCUAAGGAGUGCAUCGCAGUGCUUCAGAACAGGCAGAUAAAGAAGCGAGGAGACCCAGGCAAAUUCGUCCUCUCUAUCCAGAUUGGGAAGACAGUUUUCUCAUGCUCCUUGGUUGAUCUGGGAUCCAGCGUAAACCUCAUGCCCUACUCUGUAGCACGACGUUUGGGAUGUCAUUGGUGUUCGCGGAUAGAUCAGUUAAGUCCCCGGUUGGUAUUCUAG